AUGGAGAAUCAGAUGACACAACUAGCCCAACAAAUAAGCCACCUCUCUAAACCUUCAGGCCAACUUCCUGGGCAAACUGAACCAAAUCCUAAGGGGCAUAUCAAUGCCAUUUCAUUAAGGAGCGGUAAAGAACUGCCAGAGCCUACAAGGAGGGUAACUGAGCAAAAGAACACUGCAAAAGAGGUUAUAGAGUUGAGUGAGGAAGUUCAAGGGAAGACGGGUUUGGAAGAGGAAGCUAAGGAGACUGAGAAAAAGGAACCUAUUGUCACACCUAUUGCACCAUACAAGCCACCUGUUCCAUUCCCUCAAAGAUUGGCACAAGCAAAGCUAGAAAGAAAACAAGCUUCCAAAGAAGCUAGGAGACCAGGCAGUUAUUCUAUUCCUGUUAAGCUUGGUGAUAUUGAGAUCAAGAAUGCCUUAUGUGAUCUUGGGGCAAGUGUCAGUCUCAUGCCCUUGUCAAUCUGCAAGAAGCUCAAUAUGGGUGAAUUGAAACCCACACGCAUCUCCUUACAACUAGCAGAUAGAACAGUCAAGUUCCCCCUUGGCAUCCUUGAAGAUGUUCCUCUUAGAGUCGGAAAAUUCUUAAUUCCAUCGGAUUUUGUUGUUAUGGAAAUGAAGAAGAUGCAAACGUUCCCAUUAUUCUUGGGAGACCCUUUUUGGCCACUGCUGAAGCCAUAA
Molecule: messenger RNA, 678 nt
Organism: Beta vulgaris subsp. vulgaris (sugar beet)
Lineage: Eukaryota; Viridiplantae; Streptophyta; Magnoliopsida; Caryophyllales; Amaranthaceae
Exons: 2
Coding region: 1-678 (225 amino acids)
Source: RefSeq, a predicted model, not a curated record